AUGCUAAAGCUGCUAGACGCAUUCAGAAAAGACGAUGGCACGCCAAAGUUUCCUUCCGAACUAGAAAAAAACUAUCGGAUAUCCAAGAUUGUCCUCGGUAGAGGCUCGUUUGCCACCGUGAAAGAAUGCACCGACAAGCGUACAGGAAAGAAAUAUGCACUGAAAAUCAUGGAAAAGAAAGCAUUUCGGGGUAAAGAACAAUUGCUGACAACAGAAGUCGACGUUUUGAGACAAGUGAAACAUCCCAACAUUAUAAGCUUACAUGACCUAUACGAAACCAAAGAUGCAAUCUACUUUAUAACUGACCUUGCCAAGGGCGGUGAACUGUUCGAAGAACUUUUGCUUAGAAACUAUUUUUCGGAAAAGGAUGCCGCAAAUCUUAUCAGACAGAUCCUCGACGGUGUCGCAUAUUUGCAUGACUUGGAAAUCGUCCAUCGAGACCUCAAACCCGAAAAUCUCUUGUUUAGAGACAAGAGCAUCGAUUCGAACAUUAUGAUUACUGAUUUUGGAUUGUCGAAAAUUCUACGGCAUAGAAAUGAUAUCCUCACGACAGCAUGCGGGACACCGGGAUAUGUGGCCCCGGAAGUACUGUUACAAGUCGGACAUGGCAAGCCAGUAGAUUUAUGGAGUAUGGGCGUCAUUACGUAUGCAUUGCUCUCUGGAAGGCCGCCGUUUUAUGGUGAAACGCAGGGAGAGCUGUUUGAUGCCAUUAUUGACGGAUCGUAUGACUUUGACGACAGCAUAUGGUCAGAUGUAUCCAAAGAAGCCAAGGACUUUAUUGCAAAACUCUUAGCCUACGAUCCUAUAAAACGAAUGACAGCAAGAAAAGCUCUUCUUCAUCCGUGGCUCUCCGGUGCGACCAAUGAUGUCAAUCUUAUUUCUGCCACUCGGCCCAACUUUUCCGCCAGGGCUAUGUUUAGGAAAGCUGUGAACGUCGUUCAGGGUGUUAAUCGAUUGCAGAAAGGUGUGAAUAGUAAUGAGGAUAUGGAGGGAGGAAAAGCAGAUGAAAGAGAGGAAAGCAAGGGAUCGGUUGUUACUGAAGAAUCAAUUGAGGCAAGGGAUGAUGAUACGCCAGCUAAGAAGUAA
This is a messenger RNA of Paraglomus occultum, 1086 nucleotides long. The record is from the annotation of a GenBank genome assembly. NCBI's taxonomy places the organism in Eukaryota, Fungi, Glomeromycota, Glomeromycetes, Paraglomerales, Paraglomeraceae.